AUGCCACGCCGGACGAGCCUCGCACGAGAGUGCAGUGCUUGCCAAGCCUCAACCCCACCAGAGGCGGUGGCCACGAUACACUCCGUUUCCCCCUCGUGGGUACAAGCUGUGCUGGAGCGCGACCUGCAGAAACACGAACGCGAUCGGGCCCGCAGGCUCAGUUUGCACCUACAGCGACACGGAAUUACGAUCAAGAACCCGCCAGUCAAGCCGGAUAAUCACGCGCUAGACGCCACGAUGCAGCACGCACUCUCUCGGCUUGCUCUACAGCACGGUCACAGCCUGGUCAAAAUUGUGGAGCUGGUGCGAGGACAAACAACGGAAGACCCACGGCCAAACAAAGCACUAUGCCCAGAUCGACUUCGGCGGCUCCUGGCCGGAUAUCAGCACUGCGAUCUUAUCUGCCAAAUUGCUGCCGUAGGCGUCUCCCCGCGGUGGCAAGUGCAGAGGUCCCAACGCCAAGCUGUCCCCGACAAUCACCAGUCAGCCAACCGGCACUUGCACGCAGUGCUGCGCAGUAUCCGCCGCGGACAAGAUGCCGGCCAGUAUCUCGUGCUCGACGACACCAUCCUGCGACGCUGGAAAAACACGCACGUGAGCCCCUUGGGCACAGUCGCCAAGAAGGACAUCGACCCCAGCAUUGAAGUCCGGCUCAUCCACGACUUGUCGUUUCCCCGCGGUCGAUCAACGAACGAGGCAUCUGCAAAAUCCGAGUUCCCCCCGAUCGACUACCGUCAUGUCGUCGCCAUUGUACGGCGCAUCGAGGCGUGCGCUGCAAGAUUUCCCGGGCGCACGAUCUGGAUUUUGAAAGGUGACGUAAAGGGUGCCUUCCGCCACCUGAUGCUGGCCAGUCGACACGUCCGCUGGAUGGGCGCACGGAUCCCUCAGUGCCGGGCACUCAUCGUCGAUAUGUCCGCGCCUUUCGGCUGGACGGGUUCCCCUGCCUAUUACGGCGUCUUCGGUAGUGCCAUCUCCUGGCAUGUCGGUCGGGAGAGCCCAGCGACAAUACUCGGCGACACGACUUCAACGGAUCGAGAAGCCUUCUUCCCCUACGAGUGGGUGGACGACAAUAUCCCGGUCGAACCGGACACUGCUGGACGGCUACAAGCGGCGGAAGCGUGUCUCCGACUCGCUAUGAUGGCGGUGCUUGGCCCUCGUGCCAUUAACGAGGCGAAGUUCUCCGCGUGGAGCACCAACAUCGAAGUGCUCGGACUCGAGUUCAACAGCGACGCAAGGACUGUGGCAAUGCCACGUGACAAGCUGGGCAAAGCUGCUGCGCGCGUGACAAACCUCCAGCGCGCAUCGUCGGCUUCGCGCCACGAGCUAAACUGCCUCCUAGGGAGUCUCCGCCACGUAAUGUGCAUCCUCCGGUCGGCAAAACCGUUCUACCAGCGUGUACACACCGCCAGCAAGCGCGCUCCGUCCCGGGGUCGAGUUCCUAUCGGCGAUUCCAUUCGCCUAGAUCUCCGAUGGUUCCAGUACAUCUUGAUUCAUGGCCUAUGGUCUGGUCUACCUUCGUCAAUGUUUGGUGAGGACCCCCCAAUCGACGUCCACUGGUACAUGGAUGCCAGUGACUACGGGCUAGCGGUCGCGGAUUCAGCCCAGCAGCGCUCUAUCCAGCUCACAUUCGACGACCAAGAACGCUCAAUGAUUCGUGGGACGAAAGGUGAUCAUCUCUUCAACAUCAAUGUACGGGAGCUGCUCUGCGUCGCACUAGCUGCGGUGCUAUGGACUCUGAACCCCGCUCGCGAUCGACAACAGGACUCGGCUCAGCUUAUCCGGUUUGCGGUCUUCUGCUGGCGACCCGCUCCUCCAGCGCGAGGAAACUCAGCCAGCACCAUUUUGUCCAAGAUUGGCCAUCUCAGCUGGAUUCAUCGACGGUUCUGUGGGUUCCCGGUCGGCCUCCACGAAGGUCACCAACUGGCCAUGCGCGGGAUGUCAAGGCUGUCGCCACCGCCCCAGCGCAAAGACCCGUUCACCGUCGACUUGCUCCGAUGCAUGCGCUCCCAGCUCAAGUUCGACUCCACCCAUGACCGCGUCCUGAGGGGGGCUGCGGUCAUGGGCAUCUUCUUUAUGCUAAGGCGCUCGGAAUACCUACCCAGGCGGCGCUGGUCGCGAUCCAUUUUCGCGGAGGAAAAGCUGAUCGGAGGGGAGUCGGCGCAACGCGCACCCUCGGAAAGUCGGGUGUCCGCUGGCUGUGCCCAGUUCGAGCCUGCUGGACUCUCGUUCGCCUCGCCAAGAUCCGACAAGCUCAAGAUGGUGAACCGCUGUGUACGACGAGCCUCGGGACGCCUCUGA
Messenger RNA from Phytophthora sojae, 2298 nucleotides. RefSeq lists its product as hypothetical. The record is from RefSeq and is a predicted model, not a curated record. The coding region runs from base 1 to 2298 and encodes 765 amino acids. Lineage: Eukaryota; Oomycota; Peronosporomycetes; Peronosporales; Peronosporaceae. The transcript is spliced from 3 exons.